Molecule: messenger RNA, 1980 nt
Organism: Aspergillus melleus
Lineage: Eukaryota; Fungi; Ascomycota; Eurotiomycetes; Eurotiales; Aspergillaceae
Gene: cdc1
Product: DNA polymerase delta small subunit Cdc1, variant 2
Exons: 3
Coding region: 739-1923 (394 amino acids)
Biological process (GO): DNA replication; DNA strand elongation involved in DNA replication
Cellular component (GO): delta DNA polymerase complex
Molecular function (GO): DNA binding
Source: RefSeq, a predicted model, not a curated record
GCGUCCGACAGACGAAGUUCUUCAACCACCGACCUUCAGACCUCCAACAAUCAUCCCCUUCUCGCCCGCACUCCCCCCGUCGUUUCCCUAUACACGCCGCUGUCACUGUCCACGGCCGAUUGAUGAUCGGCCAGUAACUCGACAACAUGGCCUCCAACGCGACAGAAAACGAGUUUAUGCGCUCUCCCAGUGAAACCGAAUAUCCUCCUACAUAUCGUGAACCCUCGUAUUACAACCCUCUACAUACGUUCCAACUACCCCCAGGUCAAGAAAGGCACUAUCAACAACAAUAUGGCGAUAUGUAUUUCUUGCGGCUCGCAAAGCUGAAGCCCGCAGUGGAGGAGGUGGCAGUCGAGGCAUGGGAAGGAUUCAGUGUAAGCUCAAUCCUCGCGCACUCUUGAACAACGCGAUCGUCGCCGCUGGAAGAGACAUACAACCACCGCCUGCUGGCCAGUUGCUGAUCGAAUUGGCUUGAGAUAGAUUGCAGGAGAGCAUGCGCGUCGGGUAGACCGAGUGUUGGAUGUGAGGCAGGGAGAGCUCUGCUGGGUGGCUGGAACAAUUUACAUGGACAUGCCCUUGAAACCCAACAUUCUGGAUGACUUGGCGAAAGAUGUAAGAUCUGGACUUUUGACCCGCCAACGCUUCGACUUGCUCAUCCUUCUGCGGUAGAACUUCACAUUGGCACCCCCGCCUCGCCGCACAUAUCUCGAUCCUUCGAAUCCCGAAUCGACGCAGAUCAUGCUCGAGGACGAAUCAGGACGUUUGCGGUUGACGGGGAGUAUGCUGCGAUCCACGCAACUGGCGACGGGCGCUAUAGUUGCUGUCUUGGGAACGGAAAAUGCCAACGGAGAUUUUGAGUCUAUCGACAUCAAGGUCCCUGAUCUGGCUCGACAGCCUCGUCGGUGGGAGAGAGACCAGUCUGUCUCGGAGGGCGAAACAAAAAAGGGCAAGAUCGCUUUUGUGAGUGGUCUUGGGAUCACAGGAACGUCGAGUGACACCCUGGCCCUGGAACUUUUGACAGACUAUCUACUGGGUUACACGGGUACUUCGACGAGUAACGAUGACAACGCACCAUUGAAUGCAUCCACAAUCACGAGACUGGUCAUUGCGGGAAACUCACUCGGUGCCAGUAUGACCGUGGACCCCAAUGAGGCUGGGGCUGCUAAGAAGAAGAGCGGUCCGAAGAAGUACGGAUAUGACGCCUCGGCUUACAAUGCCUCGCCCAUCACCCAAUUAGAUACCUUCCUUGCGGAGAUUCUGCCUAGCAUACCGGUGACUCUCAUGCCGGGCGCAAGUGAUCCCGCGAAUUUCGCCUUGCCUCAACAAGGAAUUCACAGGGCCAUGUUCCCGCGGGCGAGAGCAUAUUGCGCUCCACCUCCGUCGGUCGGAGAGACGCCAGAACCAGGCUGGUUCGACAGCGUCACGAACCCAUGGGAAGGCGACAUCGAAGGCUGGCGCGUGUGGGGAUCGAGUGGGCAGAAUGUAGACGACGUCCUUCGCUAUCUCGAUUUUGCCGAUGAGGAUGGAAAUAUCGAUACUAAUGGAGAUGGGGAGGCCCGGGUUCGCAUCAUGGAGGCCAUGUUGCGUUGGAGAUGCGGUGUGCCCACGGCACCUGAUACGAUCUGGUCUUACCCCUUCCAAACACACGAUCCGUUUGUGAUGGAAUCUUGCCCCCAUAUCUUCUUCACCGGCAACCAACCCGGUUUCAAGACUGCCGUGAUCGAAAGCGAUGCACCAUGGCGACUCAACGGAGCCGACACAGAGAUGACCGACUCAAAUGACACCACCACGACUCAGCGAGUCCGCCUUCUGUCCAUUCCCAAAUUCCACGAAACCGGGGAGCUUGUUCUCGUCGACACGGAGACCUUGGAGACGGAGGUGAUCAAAUUCGGGGCAUUUGUCGGGAGAGAAGAAAAGCAAUGAAUAUGAAUCUUGUCCGGUUAUAUAGAUAUCCCAAAUACUUGUAAUUCAGGAGUGCAU